Molecule: messenger RNA, 867 nt
Organism: Pseudozyma flocculosa PF-1
Lineage: Eukaryota; Fungi; Basidiomycota; Ustilaginomycetes; Ustilaginales; Ustilaginaceae
Exons: 6
Coding region: 1-867 (288 amino acids)
Cellular component (GO): cytoplasm
Source: RefSeq, a predicted model, not a curated record
AUGUCGUCGCAGCCCAAGCAGCCCGGCGCAAAGGGCGCAAACUACCACAAGGAAUGCACCGGCGAGGCACUCGAAACCGCAAAGGCCCACAGCCAGCCCAGCGAGCUGGUCCUCUUUGGAGCCUGCUUCUGCCCCUUUGUCCACCGCGUCUGGAUCGCCCUCGAGGCUAUGCACAUCCCGUACCAGUACGUCGAGGUCGAUCCCUACGCCAAACCAAAGGCGCUUCUCGACCUCAACCCCCGAGGCCUCGUGCCAGCGCUCAAGCUGGGUAAGAGCGAGGGAAAGGGGCUUGGAGAGUCGACAGUCAUCAUGGAGUACCUCGAGGAGGCCUACAGCCUCUCCUCGACCAGCUCCGGCGACCACCCUUCCCUGCUCCCCCCACUCUCCGACGCCUACUCCCGCGCCCUCGCCCGGCUGGCGGCAGACAAGCUCAACCGCAACCUGAUCCCGGCCUUCUACCGGUACCUGCAAGCCCAGACGACGGAAAAGCAGAUCGAGGGCGCAAAGGACUUCCUCUCGGCGCUCCAUGACUUUAUCGACUCGAUGCACCCGCCCUCGUCUUCGUCGGCCGGUUUCUGGAACGGCUCGAAGCUGUCGUGGACCGACGUCAUGGUCGCCCCCUGGCUCUUCCGGGCCACGAAUGUGCUCCGCCACUUCCGCGGAUUCGAGUGGGACAAGAUGAUCGAGGGCCAGGAGAGAAAGGACCGCUUCCGAGCCUGGACGCAGGCCGUCUUCGCCCACGAGGCAUUCAGGAAAACGACGUCGUCAGAGGAACUCUACCUCGACAGCUACGUGAGGUACGCCGAAAACAGGCCCAACACGUCCCAAGUCGCCAACGCCAUCAACUCGGGUCGCGCUCUGCCCUGA